GGCGGCUCGGGCCGGCGGCCGCAUGGAGGAGGCGGGGUCGGUGCCCGGCCCGGCGCCGCGGCUCUACCUGCCGCGCAACUUCAGCUGCGGCGCCUGCCUGUACGGCCGCCUGGCCGAGCCGUGCCCGGGCGGCUGCAGCCCGGAGCCCGAGCCGGAGCCCGAGCCGGCGGCCGCCCUCCCGCGCUCGCCGCCGUCCCCCCCGGAGCCGGCCCCGGGCCCGGCCCCGGCCCCGGCCCCGCCGCGCGGCCGCGAGCCGGCGCUGCCGCCCGUGCCGCCCAGCCCCACGCUGCGCCGCCGCGCCAAGUCGCUGCCGACGCCCGGGGAGCGCGGCCUGCGGCCCGCCGCGCAGCACAGCCCGGCCCGCCGCAAGACCGUGCGCUUCGCCGACUCGCUGGGGCUGGAGCUGGCCGCCGUGCGCCUCUUCCGCCAGGCCGAGCUGCCGGGGCCGGGGCUGAAGACGCGGCGGCCGCCGGCGCUGGGCGACCUGGCGCCGCCGCCGCCGCUCGAGCCGCUCUUCCCGCCGCAGCCCGGCGCCGGGCCCGGCUUCGCGGAGCGCGUGCGGCGCCACAAGGUGCGGCUGGAGUGGGCCCGCGCCGAGGCGGGCGGGCUGCGCGGCGCCGCGCGGGUGCUCAACCUGGCCUACGAGAAGGCGGUGUCGGUGCGCUACACCCUGGACCGCUGGGCCAGCUGCGCCGAGCUGCCCGCCGACUACCAGGCGCCCGGCGACGCGCUCACCGACCGCUUCGCCUUCCACCUGCCGCUGCGGCCCGGCGCCCUCGGCAGCGCCGGCCUCGAGUUCGCGCUGCGCUACCGCGUGGCCGGCGCCGAGUACUGGGACAACAACGACGGCUACAACUACCGCCUGCGCACGCGGGGCCCGCCCGACGGGCCCUUCUGAGCGCCCCACGCGCCCCUCCGCGGCGCCUGAGGACGAGCCAGCCGUGGCCGGAUGGAUGCCCGAGGCUGAUCUACUUGUAAACGCUCCGUUGGACGGCCGAGGACGAGCCACCCGUGGCCGGACACCCGAGUACAAUCUACUUGUAGCUGCUCUUUCACCAGACAACCAAGGCCGAUCCACCCUUGGCCAGUCACCCGAAUUCGAUCCGCUGGUAGAUGUUCCUUUGCUGGAUAACUACAGCCGAUCCACUUGUAGAUGCUCCUUGGCCAGACGACCGAGGCCGAUCCACUUGUAGAUGCUCCUUGGCCAGACAACCGAGGUCAAUCCACUUGUAGAUGCUCCUUGGCCAGACGACCGAGGCCGAUCCACCCUUGGCUGGACACCCGAGUCCGAUCCACGUGUAGACGCUCCUUGGCCGGACAACCAACGCUGAUCCAACUUUGUCACCGUUCAAGCAGCCGCUGGCUCCUGGAGGGCAGUGGGCACUGACCUUCACUCCCAUCCUUGCGCAGUGGUUUAUUUGUCUCAAGCAAUCACUGAUGUGCCCUUAGUGCCCCCCCGUAUUAAGGGGCUGGUCGCUGUGCUGGGUGGGCGUUGGCACACGUUCUCCAUAGCGCGUCCAAAGGCUUGUGUAAACGGCCGCUGUGAGUUAAAGCCGGCAAGAACCAACCCAACCCAAUGUCUGUUUUUAGCCAUAGAGAACAAGCGUUGCAGUGGAUCCAGUAGGCGGUGGUGGUAGAUCUGUUACAAUCAGUGGUGCUGAAGGAAAGCCGGGAUGUGGCCGGCUCAGAGGUGGGUUGGCCCUGCUAGAGCCUCUGCUGCCAGGGGGUUUGUGGGCACAAGGACGCAUGCCUGAAUAUGACCUUGCGGGACCAGGGUCUUAUUCUUGAAACAGAGCUGUAGUAGCAUUUAGUGAGGGAGCCCAGCAAAUCCUUUUGGAUUUGUCAUGCAGCAAAAACCAAUUCCCAAAUUUAGAACAAAAAGAUAUAUUUUUAUUUAUUUUGAAGCUGCAUUUUAUAUAGUUCAAGAGAAGUAACGAACCUAGUGACAUGAUCUGUGAUUUAAAAUGCAGUCUGCCGAGGGCUGUGUUUUUAAAUGCACGACUAUUUUUGCUUUGAAAACUGCAUAAUGUGUUUUUCCAGUCUCUCAUGUCAAACCCUGUUGUGUGUCUCAGUAGAGCUGCUCACCGGAGCAGUUUACUGCAUGCACAUUUGCAGGACUGAAGUACUAAAUCCCAUUGAAGCAAAUCGGGUUUGUCUGAACAACAGCUGCAAGAAUUGCUGCUGUAGUUGUGGUACACUGGAGUUGUGGUACACACAGUUCUUGCCUGCAUGUCACUUUCCUUUGUAAUCAAUUAAAGUCAUCAGUCGUUUAAUUUAAUUUCUUGGGCUGAUGUAUCAGCACAGAAGUUAGCCUUUUUAAAUAUUGCCGAAAAUGCUGGAGAGAGUAAAAAUGCACCAGUAAAAAUCAGUCAGUCACCGAUUUUUAUGUUCCCUUUACUCUCCUUCAUUAUGACAAGAUGUGUUUUCUCUUACAUCGAGACAAAACCAAAUACAUACUUACAUUUUUUUAAUGAUAAAAUGCAAAUAUUAGCAAAGGAUUUUAAUGUUGUGUUAACUGUGAAUAAGGCCAUCAUCUUUCCCCUUUUUAAUGCAUUUUUAUGUAUGGUUAGCUGCACAGAGAUUAUUUGGGGGCAAGUUUGGACUUUAACUUCUCACAUACUUACAUCUUGCGUGUUUGUGGAAGCAGGGAUUCUGCACAUAGUAGUUACGAGUUUGUAGACUGACUUCAGUGAAACUAUUCAUGGCAAGGUCUGUAAGGUCCAGCCCUUCAAUUUUUUUGGAUCCUUUAGUACUUGACAUCAAUGCUAUUUGGGCAUUCUUUAAUCAUAAUGUUAAAUCUCCCAAGCAACUUAAUCCCAUGUGAUGCUGAUCUUUCUCAAGUUUUGUUAGCUUCAGAGGAAAUCAAGAACACGAGGCAUCUCAGGAGGCAUUAGGUAUCUUGUAAGAUGAUGCCCAAACUUUCCAGUAUUGGCUUGAUUCCGGUAAGCCAUCAGAGUUUCUAAAUCUGUUGAGUCUGAAGGAUUGGGCUGCACAUUUCACAGGAGGAGGAUUACUCACCUGGUUGCAAUUGCUGAUGUUUCUGGUUGCCAUAUAGAAUAAUAUUAGCAAGAAAUAACCUUUCUUAUCUUGCAGUCUUGUGUGUCAGGUGUCUUUGCUUGUUGGCAGGGAGGGGGUUCAUUUACAUUUCAAACCAGUUUUCUCAUCUCUGUAUUUUAAUAGAAGACACUGAACCUUGUGCUUAGCCUUGCAUACUGUGUGCAAAGCCAGGCAUACGUGUUGUUGCUCUUUUUUAAAUCCAUUAAAAUCCUUUGUUAGUAUGUUGAGAGGUAUCUCCACAAUAAGGGCAUCCUAAGUUUAUGCACUGCUUUUAUGAAAUCUGUAAUUGAGACACAGCACAAGCAUUUUUCUUUUAAAAUCACUUUUUGAAAACCAAACAAACAUCUUGUCAAACUUCUCUUUGUGCAUGUUAUAGCUUCCUAGUGUCCUUUUCCUUGUCAUUUAAAUGUGUUGAAAAAUAUGCAGUUGUUCAAACUGAACACACAGAAUUCCUUAAUGCUGCUAUUUGGAAAAAAUUGUCAGGUAAUUAAUUACAUGUAUUAGAACAGUGUUUGUUUAGGAAGAUUUUUAAAGGUUUCCCCAAAUAUAAUUUUUAAAAAGCUUUAGAGCUGUGGAAACUAUGCUAAAAUCAUUUUCAGCUGUGAAUGGCUUUAUAGAGAUUAAAAACUCUUGCCUUAUUUAGGGAAUGCAUCUGUAAAUGCAUUUAGACCUGUUGCAAUACCUAUUGACUUUUUUGUUUUCAAAAAAUAUUUGUAGAAAGUAUGUCUUUGUUUUAAUUCAGAAAACCUGAAGGAUGCAUGUUGUUUAUUCAUUAGCAAGUCAUAGUAUCAUCCUGUUUAACAAUUAGCACACAAUAUCGAGGAUUUGGGGGCUUGAUAAUAUGGCCUGUAUUCAAGGGAAACUGCUAUUGCUUUCCAGUUGAAGUUUACCUGCAGAAUUGAGCCAAAUUUCUUGUACGCUAUAUAAUAAUGUCCAGAUACCUAUAUUACUGGCCUGUUUUCCUUCCCCUGUUUUAAUAAAUUGGGAAAGAAAACCUUUUCAAAAGUCUGGCAGACCUAGAAGAAAUGUUAUUGUAAGAUAGGGCCCCUGAUUUUAUGCUAAGUUAUGCAUACGCUUUCAUUCUAACUUUGUGGACAUUGGCUUGGUGGUAGAUCACAGUCCCACCUGUGCCGAAAGCUUAUGCCUGUUUGCAGAACUGGACUCCAAAUUUCAAAUAAAGAUGCUAGUAUUUUAAAACCAUAUAUUAAAACCUAGUUGGGUAUAAUUGCUUACACUGUACAUAUUUUUCCAAAUGUUGGGAAGCUGGUAUUGGGCCCAGUUCUGUUUUCACUGAAGAACUUAGCCACUGAGUUCGGUGAGAACAGGAAUAGGCUCAUAAUGCGUUCAGUAUUUAAACAGUAGCAUAUUGGUGAUGAGUUCAGGCCACGCUGUUUAAUGGUACACUGAAUUAGUUUAAUUUCUGUUACAAUAAUUAUUAAGCAAGAUUUUCAGUUUCACUGAUUAUGAACAUUUUUCCAAAUGGCAGCAUUUGUGUAUAGCUGCCAUCUGUUUUCAUGCUCAGUAUGACACAUCUGGGUUGCUUCAGAGCAUUGUGAUAAAGGAAGAUAAAGCUGAAAAAACUAGCUACAGAAUGGUGGGCAAUGAUGUACAUUUCAUAGCUUUAUGGGGGGGAAAAAUGAACCAAACCUGUUUCAUUUUGAAGGCAAUUGCAGGGAUGUUUAAUGGGAACAGGAAGAGGGACAUUUUUUAACCAAAUCUGUACAGGAUAUAGAUCAACAAGAACAUUGCCAAGGAAAAGCAUUAAUAUUUUUUCCAGAAAACCUAAAUGUUUUUUUUAAGGCAAUAUUUUCUGGCAAAGUUGUCAGCUAUAAGCUUUCUUCUUUAUAGAGAUCAACCCAUGCCAUGUCACCCUUUUCCACUGGUGUUAAAAUGACCUUGCCAAGGCAAUAAUGUUUCAAUGACAUAUUUUACUUUUAAAUUCACUUAUAAAUCAUUUAUGUCUUCAUAGAUGUAAAAAUGUACCUGUUUUCAGUGCAAAACUGUAUCUUUAUGAAAUGUGACAUGUUAUGUAAUGUGCAAUAUAAUGGUAUCUUGUACUGUAAGUCAAAUUGUACUGUAUGAACGAUGCACACUGAUGUUUGCUGCUUCACAUUUAGCUAUGGAUUGGUUGCAUGUGAUUCUGUCUUCAUACACGUAUCUUUCCAAUUUUUUUGUUCAGUAUUAGAAAUAUUUAACACAAUGCCAGGAAAUAUGACACUCAGGUAUCUGUAAAAUGAAUCUCAAUUUGCUAAAUAUAUUACUUCCCACUAGUAUUUAAAAAAACAAUGACUAAAAUGCUGGCACAGUCAGUUUUUAAUGUAGAUACAUUAUUUAAGAUAAGCUAACUUUUACUUUUGUUGUUAUGCAAAUACAUCUCUCUUCAGGAUGGAUGUGUGCACUUAUACGUAGUUUUCAUAAACUACAGAACAAAUGCAAAACUGUUCUGUGUAUAGGGACAAUUAAAUCACUAGAAUGAAGAAAUGUUUGUUCAUGCAUAAUGUUGAUAUUCAUCAAAUAUUUGAAGCAUGUUUAGUAGAGCCAAGAGACAAAAACCUGUUUGAUUUCAUCUAGAAUGAUAUAGAUUUAAUCUGCAGUAAUAUUCCAAAUUUGGUUUAUAACAUGCUGAAACAUAAAAUGUCUAGGUGCCUUGCAAGGAUCAUUAGUAAGAAAAUUAAUGUGUUCCUUAUUUUUUUUCCAAAAUAAUUGCUUCAGGCUUUCCCAUUAAAACGUAACUUACAAUGAAAACACAAUUAUGGGUACUAAUCUCCUGACAUAUUUUUGACUGAAAACAAAAUGUGACUGUGCCAGAAGUCCAGUAUCUGAAACAGCCAAAAGGGUUUGAUAUUAUGCUCCAGUAUUGUAAUAAUAGGAAAGAUUAUAAGAAAUGUGUCCUCCUGGUACAUGCAUAGAACCGUAUUAUUAUUAUAUCAAAGAGUAAUCGUGAUCAUAUUUUUAUAAUACAAAAUAUAUUUAUUCAAUAUGUGCACCUUUUACACAGAUAAAAUUCUAAGGAUAUAUUCUCUGUGGAAUCCAGAAACUCUAGUUUUUUAUGAGGCCAAUUUGUGUGAUUAAAUGUGUGUCUUAGUUGUGCCUAAUGUAUAUCAUGACAUUUAUAGAUGGAUCGAAUUGGUUUGCACAGUCUGUACCAUGAGAUUCAAGUGCUCACUGUUAAGAAUGUGUUAUCUCUGACUAAAAUUGCUUCUACCUUCAAAUUAACAUGCAUGGCUUUUUAACACAUUAAUAUUGCAUCCCAUGUGCAACUGGUAUGUACAGCCUCUGUGAUUUAUAUAAAAAAAUUAAUAUUUAAAACAGCAGUUACAUAGUGCAAUGAAAACUAGUGAGUUCUGAAGUUGUCCUAAGACUUUACAGAUUAAAUAAAUUAAAUUAAAUUAUUGAUUUACUUAAUUUAGGAAACGGAAAAGAAUGCGUGUGUUGGGAGUAGAAGUUUGGAACAAUCAUCCUUUUAUGUAAAGCUGGUCAGGGAAUCAACAGUGGAAAAUGUCAAUACAUCAAAACCAAAACUUUUCAAGGAAACAGCAGCUUCAAGUGGAAGGUUUCUUAGGUCCAGAAUAUUGGAGAGACCAACCUCUGAUUCAGCGCAGGGACUUGAACUUAGGUCUGCCACAACUCAGCAAAGUAUUUAACUAACUACUGGUUAACUAUUCUGAGAUGAGGCUCCCUGUCUCAGUUCUGCCUGCUGGAGCUGUUCCAUUUCAUGUCAAUAAUAUUCAUUAGAGUAGGCUCUUGAAUGGGAGUCUUACACCCCUCCAUAAUUCCACAAGCACUAGUUUGCAAAGUCAUCCUCUGGUUGCCAUGAAUACUAUAUUCUCUUCACCAGGUGCAGCAACUCCAAUAAGAGACCUUCCAUAGGGUAGUCGGGAGGGUAACCAGUUCUACAGGUAGCUGAGCAAGGACUUGAACGUAGGUCUCCUCGUCCCAGAUGGAUGGCCUAAACCACAUGGCUGUGCAGGGGUCUUGUGGAGGUGUGGAGGAGUUUGGGUUUCAGUAGGAUGGAGAACAGGAAACAUGCUGACAACUCAAAAAUUCUUUUCCCAUCCCACAAAAAUGUCACAUUCAACUCUAGUCAUUCAAUAUUUAUCAGUAGCGUGCAGAAUAAAAAAUAUGCUUGAAAUAAAUUAGCAAUUCCAAAGAACAUAGUCAUCGUUAUUAUAUGUGAAUCAUGUAACUUAUGUAUGGAUGUGCUUUGUUUUUAGUAAAAUGUAGGCAAAGUGCUUCCUUUUCCAGUGUAAGCAUACUUGUACCAGGGACUUUUUCUAUGCAAUACUGUGAUACACCCCUUUUUUUUUUUUUUUUUUUAGACUAUUUUGAAAGGUUGAUAGAAGCUCCUGCAUUUCUCUGCUAUCUACAGUUAGAUGUUAAAGGGUUCAAAAAGAAAAUCGUCUGUCUUAAAUAGUACUAGCUCUUUUGGGCCUUAUUCACUUCCUAUUGCAGUUAGUGGCAGAAGUAAAAUGCCUUCUGGCAUACUGUUAAAAUGCUUAUGCUUCUACUCCAGAGAAGUUGUCAGCGAUGCUGUGAUCGUUAUAAUUUCAUAUCCUUAAAAAUAAACAGAAUGGCAUUAAGGCUUUUUGACUUAUGCUUCAAGUUAAGCAUGAGUAGCAAAACUGAGGUGAGUGAGAUUUCUCAUGCAUAAAACAUGAGAUGUAUUGAUCCUGUAAUUUGCUCAAUGCAGACAUUGAAAUUCAUUCACUUCAGUUGGGCCGUUUACUUCUUAACACCCGCGGAGUGCACUUUGGUUGUGAAGGCUUGCCUGCAUGGAUCCAAUGGCAGGAUUGGAGCCUCUAUUAUAAGAUGACAUCAGUUUUUGAAACCAAAUAAACUGCACUCUUAACACUGUUACUUGUCAUUCUCACUAAUCACUAACAACGAGGGUAUUAGUUGUGUAAAACGGGAUUGUACGAUUUGUUGUAAUCUCGAGUCACUUUAUUAAAGAGUAAGUUUGAACAUGGACUAGUAAUAGUUCUGAUUAUAGUCUGUUCUACAGUAUUUGUACCUCAAGUUGAUCUUCAUUUCUAAUUUGUGUAAAAAUUCCAAAGUCAUUAAAAGCUCAAAAUCAACUUUUUAUAUUCAUGCCUUUGCUCUUUUGGAGCCUGUGAAUAGAAAUAUAAUUUAUGUAGCCUUACAGCAACACUUCCUAUUUUGUCUACCUAGAUCAUAUCUAGUUGCUUGUGUCACUAUGAUGAAAAAUUAUAUUUAUAUACAUGUAACUAUUAGCUGUCAUUAAAGAUAAAUGGUACACAACUA
Molecule: messenger RNA, 8319 nt
Organism: Alligator mississippiensis (American alligator)
Lineage: Eukaryota; Metazoa; Chordata; Crocodylia; Alligatoridae
Product: protein phosphatase 1 regulatory subunit 3E-like
Exons: 1
Coding region: 23-898 (291 amino acids)
Biological process (GO): regulation of glycogen biosynthetic process
Cellular component (GO): protein phosphatase type 1 complex
Molecular function (GO): protein phosphatase 1 binding; glycogen binding
Source: RefSeq, a predicted model, not a curated record